Messenger RNA from Amyelois transitella, 5611 nucleotides. RefSeq names its product UDP-glucose:glycoprotein glucosyltransferase (gene Uggt). NCBI's taxonomy places the organism in Eukaryota, Metazoa, Arthropoda, Insecta, Lepidoptera, Pyralidae. The transcript is spliced from 28 exons. Gene Ontology annotation, cellular component: endoplasmic reticulum. The coding region runs from base 180 to 4883 and encodes 1567 amino acids. The record is from RefSeq and is a predicted model, not a curated record. Gene Ontology annotation, molecular function: UDP-glucose:glycoprotein glucosyltransferase activity.
UGUCUUUUUGAUUUGAUUUGAGAGAUUGGGAUUUUUCGAUGAAAUUGCAGUAGGUAUCUAUUUGCAAUUUAUUUCAUGAUAACAACGUGAUAUUUAGAUAGGUAUUAGUAAAAUGUGCUGCGCAUAACAGAGUUAAUUUAAUUAUUCCCAAAAAUUAGUAAAUAACAGUUGGUUAAACCAUGCAAGUCACCGGCUGUAGAAUAUUUUUCGUAUGUUUGGCUUGCGUCUUUGUAACUUCAGCUACAAAUAAUCCGACCAAAAGGGAUGAAAGGAAAUCAAAGUCAGUAACCUCAUUUGUAAGUGCUAAAUGGGAGGCAACUCCUAUUGUGCUGGAGUUAGCAGAAUAUCUUGCGGACGAAAAUCCUGAUUUAUUCUGGUCAUUUGUUGAUGGAAUAAACUCAUUAACAACUAGCUUGGAAAGUCUGGAAAAUGAUAAGCAAAUAUAUGAUGCUAUCAUCGGAGUGGCUAGCACGCUAUUGGCUCCUGCACAAUUGCGAAUGGCAAAGCUUGCAUUGUCUAUGCAUAUGACAUCACCUACAGUGCACAUGUUUGAUCAAAUUGCAACAAGGGACGGAGCAAAGGAUGCCUCCUGCGAUGUAUUUGUUUCUAUAGCCAAAAGGAAAGUAUGUGAUAAUGAUGUCUUGAGAGAUAUCCUCAAAGAAUAUGAUCAGUAUAAUCCAGAUAUAAACAAGCAAGAGACAUAUCUUUUAGAUCACUCUUAUCCCAGCAGUGAUAACAGAAGUCUAUCAGCCAUACUAUAUGGAGAACUCGGCUUUAAAGAAUUUGCUACCAAACAUAAGAUAUUGGCAGCUUAUGCUGACAGAGGGGCUAUCAACUAUGUUGUACGAUGGAAUGUCAAGCCUAGAGCCAAGCCGAAGUUACGUUUGUCUGGUUACGGAGUAGAAUUGCAGUUGAAGAGCACAGAGUACAAGAGCCAAGAUGAUUCAACUCCCAAAGAGUCUGAGGGUGGCGAGGUACCAACCCCAUCUGAGGAAGAAGAUGAAAAUGAUCCACAAAACCAAAUAGAUGGCUUUAAUUUUGCUAGACUUAAGAACAUAUUCCCAGCCCUGCGUACUCCGCUGGAGCGGUUCCGGCGGCACCUGUCGGAGUCGAGCGAGGAGCUGGCGCCGCUGAAGGUGUGGCAGAUGCAAGCGCUGAGCAUGCAAGCCGCGGUGGCCGUGGCCGAUGCACACGACGCUGGCGGGGACGAAGCUUUGAAAGUGCUUACGUCUAUUGCUCAGAAUUUUCCUAUGCAGACAAAGUCACUGAUCCACAUCAACGUACCACGGUCUUUCCGUGAAGAAGUCCUUUAUAACCAGGACGUGUGGGCGUCAGCACUGGGACUCCGGCCCGCGGAGCCCCUGCUGCUGGUGUCGGGCGCGCAGUAUGACGCCGAAGAAGUCGAUGUAAUGGCGCUGUUAGCCGCACUGCGAGAAGAUAUUGGACCAAUGAAUACUCUGCAUGCGUUAGGUCUUCCGAAGAAACUGAUCAACACUCUAAUGUCGCUGGAACUUGGAGAGUCUUACACUUGGGAGGAGUAUGGGCUGGACAUCCGAGAUUCUGCGAUCACAUGGCUCAACGAUAUCGAAGCUGAUGAGAGGUACCGACGCUGGCCCUCGUCCUACAUGGAGCUACUGCGGCCUACUUACCCUGGCAUGCUGAGGAAUUUGCGCAGGAACAUCUAUAAUUAUGUCAUAGUAGUGGACCCCACAUCGUUCGCAUCAGGUCCCCCUAUACAACUAGGGGAGACGUUGCUACGACACGCGACUCCAGUCCGAGUGGGCUUGGUGCUAGCACCAGGAACUAACGCUCUCAACGCCGCCGUGAGGUCCGCUUUCAACUACGUGGCGCAGGAGAAGAACUCUAAUAAGGAAGCCUUCUAUUUUUUGAGUCAGCUUCUAAACCUGAAAGAAGAGACUCUAACCUUCGACUUGGUGAAGAGUCAGUUGAAGAAGUAUGCAAGUUCGAGCGCCAACAUCGAUGAGAUCGUGGCCGAGGACUCAGAGUACAACUUCGGCCAUCAGCUGGCUGAGGAGUUUGUGUCCAAGAUAGGGGUCAAUAAGUAUCCACAGGUGCUGAUCAAUGGCGUGCCGCUGUGGGAAGAAGGUGCCACGUCAAUGACUUCAGUGGAACUGUUAGAGGAGGCGCUAGUGUCGGCUCUGUCUCGGCACACGGCGCGUUUCCAGCGCGCGGUGUUCAGAGGAGAACUGUCAGACUCUGACGACGCGGUGGACUAUCUCAUGAAGCAACCGCAUGUCAUGCCUAGGUUGAACCGUCGUAUUUUGGGAUCUGAGACAGCACAGCAUUUGGACUUGAAUGGUGUUCCUUCGUCAAGUGAACUGUUUGCUGAAGACAAAAUACACAGACUCAUGCAUUUAAGUGGUCGCGACGCUCUGGCUACUGCGUUGCCAGUGUUGAGAUACUUCACGAAGCCUGGCAAACCAGAUAAGGUCACCCAGACCAUCUGGGUCGCGGGAGAUCUUAACCAUAAACGCUCAAGGGAACUGCUGAGGAAUGCCAUCACUUUUAUGCGAGAAACGGGCGGGGUCCGAGUGGCGUUCAUACCGAACGUGGAAGGCACCGGAGCCGACCAAUCAAUGAACAAAGUGGUGCUGGCUGCGGUCACCACGCUGGAGCCCAGCAAGGCCACGAAGUACGUCGCCCAACUGCUGGAGGACGAGGGCUGCCACGAGAGACAGGACUGCGAUAUCCUGCCAGAACUUGUUCCCGCUUUGAACAAAUACGAGUGGGUGCUAAAAGCGUCUCGCGUGCUAUGCGCUCGCAGCUUCAAGUUGAGAGCGUCGCAACGCGCGGUUGUACACAACGCGAGGAUUGUGGGGCCCUUCGACGAUGAUGAACAGUUCACGCUUGACGAUUUUCUGCUACUAGAGAGGUACAGCAACCAAGUGUAUGGAGACAAAAUAUCGGAGGUAUUAGACAAAAAGAAGACCUCCAAAAAUGAAGUUGUCCAAGACGACGACGAUGAUUCGGAAGAGGAGAUUGGCCCGAUGAAUGUGGAGACGCGGUUGAAGGUGGUCUCAGUGUUGAGCGGGCGCAAGCCUCGCUCGCGUACGGCUAUUCCGCCGGGGUUGCGAACAGAACAUUCUGUGGUCACGUUACCUCCGACCAACGCCAACGAAGCAGCCGUUGAGAUCGUAGCCGUAUUAGAGCCGGCAUCGAUAGCCGCACAGCGCCUAGCGCCUUUAUUGCUUGUGUUGAGGAAAGUCAUCAACUGUCGCAUCAAGCUCUUCCUCAACCCGCAGGAUAAGAACUCAGACAUGCCGCUAAAAAGUUUCUACCGUUAUGUGUUGGAGCCCGAGCUGACGUUCACGCCGUCCGGGGCGAUGAGCGGCGGAGCCCUAGCCCGGUUCUCACGUCUACCGCACGCCCCUCUACUUUCUAUGGAACUUAGAACGCCUCCCAAUUGGCUGGUAGAAUGUGUCAAGUCCGUGUACGACUUAGACAAUAUCAGGCUUGCAGAUGUCGACACCGUUGUGCAUAGCGAAUUCGAAUUAGAGUACUUGCUUCUGGAAGGCCAUGCGUGGGAUACGACUCUGGGCACGCCUCCUAGAGGUCUCCAACUGAUCCUGGGCACACGUGAGAAUCCCGAGCUCAUGGACACUAUAGUGAUGGCCAACCUGGGCUACUUCCAGCUGAAGGCCAACCCGGGCGCCUGGAUACUGCGGCUGAGACCUGGACGAUCAGAUGAAAUUUAUGAGAUUGUUAGUCACGAAAACACGGACACUCCGGCCGGCAGCGAGGACAUCCAGGUGCUGAUGAGCUCGUUCCGCAGCCACGUGAUCAAGCUGCGCGUGCAGAAGAGGCCCGACAAGCAGCACGUGGAACUGCUGGCCGAGGGCGAUGACAACUCGGGCGGGAUUUGGAACUCUAUCGCGAGUUAUUUCAGUUCGUUUGGCGGCGGGGAGGAGCAGGAGGUCCAAGACGAAACCAUCAACGUGUUCUCCGUGGCUUCCGGACACUUGUACGAAAGAUUCCUGAGGAUCAUGAUGCUGUCCGUGCUCAAGAACACCAAGUCGCCCGUCAAGUUUUGGUUCCUGAAGAAUUACCUCAGCCCUUCACUCAAGGACAUCCUCCCGUACAUGGCCCAGGAGUACGGGUUCGAAUACGAGCUGGUUCAGUACCAGUGGCCGCGGUGGCUGCAACGACAACGCGACCGCCAGCGCACCAUCUGGGGGUACAAGAUUCUGUUCCUCGAUGUUCUCUUUCCGCUGCACGUCAAGAAGAUCAUAUUCGUCGAUGCUGAUCAGAUUGUUCGAGCAGACUUGAAAGAGUUGGUCGAAUUGGACUUGGGCGGAGCUCCUUACGGUUACACCCCGUUCUGUGAUAGUAGAAAAGAGAUGGAGGGAUUCCGGUUUUGGAAACAAGGUUACUGGCGUAACCAUUUGCAAGGGCGUAGCUACCACAUCAGUGCUCUGUACGUGGUGGAUCUCAAGCGGUUCCGACGGAUCGCUGCAGGAGACAGGUUGAGGGGACAGUACCAAGCGCUCAGCCAGGACCCCAACAGUCUCUCUAACUUGGACCAAGACUUACCGAAUAACAUGAUCCACCAAGUGGCGAUUAAGUCGCUGCCACAGGAGUGGCUCUGGUGCGAGACCUGGUGUGAUGAGAAUUCCAAGAAAUACGCCAAGACUAUUGAUUUGUGCAACAACCCAAUGACAAAAGAAGCCAAGUUAUCAGCCGCCAUGCGAAUCGUGCCCGAAUGGAAGACAUACGACGAGGAGAUCCGCGCGCUGCAGGCCAGGGUUCGGCGGGGACUGUAUCACACCACUGAUGCUGAACAGGAAAUCGACAGUGCCCACCAUGACGAUAUUCCACAUGAAAGCAAAAUAGAAAAAGAUCAUGAUCAACACACGGAGUUAUGAUCAACUAAAAGGAUAACACAUUUUAGUUGACUUUUUGUUAGGCUUUAUUACAAUUAAAGUGACAGCCAAAAAUGUGCUACCAGUGAGUAUGUGUAGGUGCUCAAUUCUUAAAGGAGGGAUAAGUUGAAUGAGUUGUUUAAUAUUAAGAAAAAAUGGUGCGUGUGCCAUCUUUUUUCAUAUGCUGUGAAAUUAAAGGUUGUUCUGUAUGUGAGUAUGGACGAAGAAGAUAUAACACCGAAUACUUCUUGUUAUUUACUUUGCCUCUAUGAUUGUAUACUUUUUCCUACCAAUGGCUAAUUAGUGCAAUUUUCUGGAUAAUUAAAUGAUGAAUAUGUUAAAGUGAUAUUAUGUUUUAAAAUAAUAUGAGGGAUGUACUGUAUUUCGUUUUUUUUAUAAAUCAAUUUUUAUAAUGUUCAUUGAAUCAAAUCUUCAUUUUUCUUUUGUGAUAAUUUUCCUUAUUGUAUGAUUCCAUUAUACAUACUUAGAUUAAGGAUAAUUGUCCCAGAUCUCAUUUAGGGUCUCCACAGUUUGCUUUAAUAAUAUUGUAUCCAGUUAAGGCAGUUUGAUUUAUAUGUUAGCUAACGAAACACUAAAAUUCUAUAAGAAUUACUUAGAUGAUUUGUUAUAUAUUUUUCUCUGAAAUCUAACUGAUUAUUAAUAAGCGCUAGAUUGUCACCCAACAAAUCACUAAUGGUGCAUUUCUGUAAAUAUAACAUCUUCACACGUAA